AUGCUCCCCCUCCUCACACUUCUCACUGCUCUUCUCGCGCCGACCGCGCUUGCCCUGAACUGGGGCGACCAGUGCUCCGUCGACGGGUACUGCGACAGCACGUCGCGCUGCGCCGACGUCGGCGGGUACUCGUACCCCGGCGCGUGCCCCGACCUGCCGGACGACAUCCGCUGCUGCACAAAGUGGGGGUGCAUGCAUCCGUCCGCGUGCCCGGUCGGCGUCGAGUACGGCCAGUGCCCAGGCGGCUGGGACAGCGUCUACUGUCCCGGCUAUCGCGCGUGGUGUGGCCCGCCGGAGAUCUGCGUGCCGACCAACGGCAACGAGGCGACCGUGCUGGAUGGGUUCUGUCCCGGUGGCGAGGAUAACAAGCUCUGCAGGUUCAAGUUUUCGGGGUAG
Messenger RNA from Vanrija pseudolonga, 396 nucleotides. RefSeq lists its product as uncharacterized. NCBI's taxonomy places the organism in Eukaryota, Fungi, Basidiomycota, Tremellomycetes, Trichosporonales, Trichosporonaceae. The coding region runs from base 1 to 396 and encodes 131 amino acids. The transcript has 2 exons. The record is from RefSeq and is a predicted model, not a curated record.